Messenger RNA from Cetraspora pellucida, 261 nucleotides. The record is from the annotation of a GenBank genome assembly. NCBI's taxonomy places the organism in Eukaryota, Fungi, Glomeromycota, Glomeromycetes, Diversisporales, Gigasporaceae.
AUGUCAAAAGGUGACGGGUGUAAAAAGAAGUAUAAAAGGCAAAAGCAUAAGGAAAGUUCGUUUAAACCUUUAAAAGCUUUUAAAGUGAUUAAAACAUCUGAUCAAAAUUCAGACAUGAUUGUGGAUUCGGAGGAUCAAUCUGAUAUUUCAAAUAAAGAAGCCACCAAUAAAAUCGAAAUUGAAGCUACUGAAGCUAUUGCAGAAUUUGAUGUGGGAGAUUUAAAGAGAUUGAAAGGGAAAUUCGAAAUAUCUCUUAGUUAA